CGGGCGUGCCCAAGGGGAGUGGUCUCGGCCCGCUGCUUUUUGUUAUACUUUUUCGAGCGGUGCGUAGGCGACCGUAGCCGGCUUUAUUCUCUACCAGUCGAUUGAAGGCGUUGGUGUGUUAUAGUUUAUUGCUCUGUUGUCGUUUGAUACGUCACGGGGUAUCAUGUAAAUUGUGGCCUUUAUUGACGGCAAUUUAUUCGUGUUCACUAUCUUUCGUCUCGUGCUUAAUAAGGACUUUAUUUCGGAGUUUAUUGUGAAUUGAGUGUGAACUCAAUUCGAAGCCCUCCAUCAUUUUCUAUUUCCCUCACCUCAUCAUGGGCGUCUCUGAGCCUGGAUCCUCCUCCACUCCUGACCUUCCUCCACUGGAUCAUGAGCGCCCUGGCUCUGGCAGCGGCCUUGACGACGAAGACAUCCCUCAGAGGAAGCAAAGGCGGUACCGGACCACCUUCACCAGCUACCAGCUUGAUGAACUGGAGAAGGCUUUUGGAAGAACUCAUUAUCCUGAUGUGUUUACCAGAGAAGAACUGGCAUUAAAAAUCGGCCUCACCGAAGCUAGAAUACAGGUGUGGUUCCAAAACCGUCGUGCUAAAUGGCGGAAACAGGAGAAGGUGGGUCCUCACGCUCACCCGUACAGCGGGUACCUCGGAGGGGCACAGCCACUGCCCACGUCAGCUUCUCUGCCGGGACCACCUCACCCACUGUCGCAGCUUGGCUUCGGGCUGAGGAAGCCUUUUGAUGCUGCCUUGGCUUCCUUUAGGUACGCCAGCACACCAUUAUUCGGAGGUCAAUACCUGCCUCCGCUAUCGCGUCCGCCUCUAUUCGGGGCUCCGCUAUACGCGACCUCUCCCGCUCACUUCCACUCCCUAUUCGCGAACCUCAUGCCCGAACCGCCCCGACUGUCACCCGAGAGUUCCCGACCGACGCCCGGUGUAUCACAACCGUCACCCGAUCAUUCCCGAUUGUCGCCCGAAGUUACACGAUCCCCUGCGCCGUCCAUGUCGCCUCCUAUAUCGCCGGGGAGUGAAAACCUUCACAUGCACCCGUUAAUGGAUGACGUUCGAUCCUCCAGUAUUGCCGCUUUGAGACUAGCUGCCCGCGAACAUGAACUCAGAUUAGAAUUACUACGACAAAGAGCUGAUCUGAUCUGUUAAUUAGUGUUAAUUGUAAAUCUAUAUCUAAAUAAUUUUCAUAGUAAUUGUAAAAA
Trichoplusia ni (cabbage looper) is the source of this 1204-nucleotide messenger RNA. RefSeq names its product homeobox protein aristaless-like. Gene Ontology annotation, molecular function: DNA-binding transcription factor activity, RNA polymerase II-specific; RNA polymerase II transcription regulatory region sequence-specific DNA binding. The record is from RefSeq and is a predicted model, not a curated record. NCBI's taxonomy places the organism in Eukaryota, Metazoa, Arthropoda, Insecta, Lepidoptera, Noctuidae. Gene Ontology annotation, biological process: regulation of transcription by RNA polymerase II. The transcript has 5 exons. Bases 315 to 1151 code for a protein of 278 amino acids.